GCGGAAAUUCGUAGCGGUUGCCAUGGCUACAGACAAUGAGUUUGUAGUAAAUUGAGGUCCUUGCAAAGUUUUUGCUUCGCCUGGAAAUAUUUCAAGCAACAAGAGUGGGUGCAGAAGCCUACAAAGUUGCACGAAAGUUUCACGUUUCAUAUUUGUAAAGAACGACAGUAACAAGAAGGGAAGAAAUACUUGAAUUAUAAAAAAAUAUGUGCAUGACCGAAUCACUAGUCUUCACAUGAAAGAAAUGAAAAUAUUUCUGCGUAUGUAUUCAUUUCGUAAUUUUGAAAUCUAGGUAAACAGGGGCUAUGGUGAAUCUUUACUUUCUAUUUUGCUGAAGCAUCUACAAGGAAAGUUCAUGCCAUUUCGUUGAACCAGAUCUGUACAUAAAAAACUUUGCUUUUCGCUAAGAACAGGACUUUUAACACCACUGUAAAGUAUAUAAUUACUUAUUAGGUAAGUUUGUUUGAUAUAGUACGCAGUAUUACAGUACUAAAAACUGACUUGCUUAUCAAGUACAAGUUACUGCUCAUGAUUAUCUCAAACCACUUACAUUUAGUGACGUUCUGUUACUGUGUGUAUUAUCCAAUAAAAUUAUUUAAUAUUGAACUUUGCCUUUUAACUUCAUUUCUUCUUUAGUAAUCUUAUUUAUAUUAAACUAACCUAUUUAUUUGUCUUCCUAACAGAAAAAUAUCAGCAUUCAUUCCUAGCGAUGACUUGAGAGGAUAUGAGUAACUGAUUCAGUUCCUACAGAAAUGAGCAGUCAAAGACUAUUAGAAGAUUUUAUCAACAACUAUGAAAUAAAAUUAAAAGAGACAUAUAGAAAUUGUGAUACACAUCGUCUAAGUGAAUAUAAUGCUGCAGUCAAAAUUCAAGCUUGGUUUCGUGGUAUUCGAAUUCGAUGUUAUUUGAAAUUUAUUAACAAAUGUACAAUUAUUAUUCAAAAAACUUGGAGAGGAUAUUUAGGCCGUAAACACUAUCGACUUGUAUUAUCUGAAGCUGUUGUCAGAUUCCGUAGAAAUAAAUUUAGUACAGCUGCAGCUAAAAUUCAAAGUGCGUGGAAGGGUUAUCUAACUCGGAAAUAUGUAUUCAACUUCUAUGCACGUAAAGUUUAUCUAUCAGCUUUAGUUGAUGUUGGCGAAUUUGUUAAGAGUCAGUUAAGUGAAUAUGAAAAAGAAAUGAAACAAUUAAAAGUCAAUGAGAAAGAGGAAAAUGAACGGAAAAGAAUACUUAAUUGGGCAAAAUCCCAUCAUUUCCUAAUUUCUACAUAUUGUCAACCAGGAAUAUAUCAACAAAGUGAUAAAACGCCUAGUGAUAAGGAAAAGCUUUUAUUAUCAGUUCGUCAAGAAUUGAUAAAAGAAAAUAAGAAGAUACCACGAACUGUCGGGUGUACUGAAAUAUCAGCAUCGUCCUACACAGCUUCGUCAUCAUCGUCCUGUCCUACUGCAAAACGGAUAAAUAAACCUGUGAAAGUUAAAGGUCCAUUCAGAAAUCCAGAAGAAGUGAAAAAGUGGAUAAAUACACCGUUAAAUCUAUCCUUACGCGUGACAACAGAUUACUUUUCAUUGGAAAAAGCUCAACAAUCUUGGAAGUCUGAGGAAUGGAGCAACAGAUUACACGAUGAUAAAUUUCAUGCCGGAGUUGUACCCUCGCUACCUUACGAACGAUUAUUAUGGUCUGAGUCAGUUUAUGGACCAAUUCCAUAUGGAACAAAACACUUUCGAAAAUCAGAGGAGGAAGAUGCACUGAAUUCAAAGAAGUGCAAACCUAUACGAUUUCGUAAUGUAUUACCACCGAUUGGAUUAUUCGAUAAAUUUAAUAAGGAGUAUAUACCAGGCUAUGCAACAGGUUGAAAAAGGACUUGAAAAAAGGAAAAGAAAUUUCGUAAAACAUGAAUUUCUAUCCCAAUUUUGUCGAAAUAAUGAAGAA
Molecule: messenger RNA, 1926 nt
Organism: Trichobilharzia szidati
Lineage: Eukaryota; Metazoa; Platyhelminthes; Trematoda; Strigeidida; Schistosomatidae
Source: the annotation of a GenBank genome assembly